CCCCCGGCCCCCCAACCCAGCUCCCCGGCCUCGGGGGCUGUGACAAUGGACUAUGACUUUAAAGUGAAGCUAAGCAGCGAGCGGGAGCGGGUCGAGGACCUGUUUGAAUACGAGGGCUGCAAAGUUGGCCGAGGCACUUAUGGUCACGUCUACAAAGCCAAGAGGAAAGAUGGGAAAGAUGAUAAAGACUAUGCUUUAAAACAAAUAGAAGGAACUGGGAUCUCUAUGUCAGCAUGUAGAGAAAUAGCCUUACUUCGAGAGCUUAAGCAUCCAAACGUUAUCUCUCUUCAAAAGGUGUUUCUGUCUCACGCUGAUCGGAAAGUAUGGCUUCUGUUUGACUAUGCUGAACAUGAUCUCUGGCAUAUAAUCAAGUUUCACAGAGCUUCUAAAGCAAAUAAGAAGCCAGUUCAGUUACCUCGGGGAAUGGUGAAGUCACUAUUGUAUCAAAUCCUAGAUGGCAUUCACUACCUACAUGCUAACUGGGUGUUGCACAGGGAUUUGAAACCUGCUAAUAUUUUAGUUAUGGGUGAAGGUCCUGAGCGAGGAAGAGUAAAAAUUGCUGAUAUGGGCUUUGCCCGAUUAUUUAACUCACCUUUGAAGCCUUUAGCAGAUUUGGAUCCAGUGGUUGUAACAUUCUGGUAUCGAGCCCCAGAACUACUGCUUGGAGCAAGACAUUAUACCAAAGCUAUUGAUAUUUGGGCUAUAGGGUGUAUAUUUGCAGAACUACUAACGUCAGAACCAAUAUUUCACUGUCGACAAGAGGACAUCAAAACUAGUAAUCCUUAUCACCAUGACCAGCUGGACAGAAUAUUCAAUGUAAUGGGAUUUCCUGCAGAUAAAGAUUGGGAAGAUAUAAAAAAGAUGCCUGAACAUUCAACAUUAAUGAAAGAUUUCAGAAGAAAUACGUAUACCAACUGCAGCCUUAUCAAGUAUAUGGAAAAACAUAAAGUUAAACCGGAUAGUAAAGCAUUCCACUUGCUUCAAAAGUUGCUUACCAUGGACCCAAUAAAGCGGAUUACCUCAGAACAGGCUAUGCAGGAUCCCUAUUUCUUAGAAGACCCACUUCCUACAUCAGAUGUUUUUGCCGGUUGUCAAAUCCCUUACCCAAAGCGAGAAUUUUUAACGGAAGAAGAACCUGAUGACAAAGGAGACAAAAAGAACCAGCAGCCGCAGCAGGGCAAUAACCACACUAAUGGAACUGGCCACCCAGGGAACCAAGACAGCAGUCAUACACAGGGACCCCCAUUGAAAAAAGUGAGAGUUGUUCCUCCUACCACUACCUCAGGUGGACUAAUCAUGACCUCAGACUAUCAGAUUUACUUUCCUGGAUCUUUUGGCAUACAGGGCAAAUGUCAUCUUUAUCACAGCCAUCCUGACUACACGGAUUGCAGGAUACAAAUUGGAAGUAAAGUGAUAAAACUUGGAAGUAAUGCAAUAAAACCUCCCUGGGAAGCAUGAGAAUCUUGGAUUAAGCAGCUGAAAAGCAGCUAUCUUAUUGGCAAAUAACAGCAUCUGUUCUGAGGAAAAUUAGAACUCAGUGGCUUUGAAGCUGAGGCAACAGAGAGGUGCAGCACUUCUUCACACCCUGGCUUAGAAGGAAGUUCUUCAACACAUUUCUGUCCUUAGAGCCCAGCUCUGCUUUCCUUUUCAGUGCCGUCCUUUCUGGGGCCAGACAAGUCCCUGCAGGACCAGUGGCCCAGCACUGACACUGACCAGAGCCUCAUUGCCUAGCUUCCCAGCUUCUCUGCAUUGAAUAUUCAUCUUCAAAGGCAAGAAUUUUUCCUGGGUGCUGAGCCAAGGAGUUUUAAAGAAAAAACAUUUAAAGAUGAUUUUAACAAAUGACAUUUCCUUAGGCUUUUAAAAUUUGUUUUCUUGUGGACUUUCUUUUCCCAUUUUUAAAGCCAGGCUCUCCUGGAGCCAUGAUGUUUACAGCAUUCUCUCUCAUGUACUAUCUGCCAAACCAACCUGAGAAGAUGCCUGAAAGUCUUUCCUUUAUAACUUGAUUUCUUUUAGGGUAUUUUAUAUUGAUUGAUGAUGUGUGAUUUAGAGUCAGAUGGCAUAUGGCCAUUAGUUCCUUGUUAGGCUAGGAAUGUUCUGAAAGAGGGAAAACAGGACUGUGUUCUGAUCUACCCUGGUCUCAGAGUGGCGUUAGAACAAAUCAGUCCUGGGGCUGGGGAUUUAGCUCAGUGGUUUCGCCGCCUGCAGUGCAAGCGCAAGGACCCGAGUUUGAUCCCCAGCACCAAAAAGAAAAGAAAAGAAAAGAAAAGAGCAAAUCAGUCCUGUUCUCCACAUCUCAGUUUUUCUCUCAUGAAGCAAGGGUAGGGGUAGGGGUGGGGGGUGGGGGGCGGUUAAGAGAAUAUCAACUGCUGGGAGGUAACUUCCAGAGCUAAAUUUGGCAUCUUUACAGACCACCUGUACCCAUCACUGUGGGUGAACUGAGCCUUUGAGAAGGUUUAGGUUGGAGCCCAUAACACCACACUUUAUACUAUUAUCAAUCCAUCACUCUGUGAGCUUCCUGGGGGCAUGAACUCAGGUGUAUUUAAGUCCCUGGUGGCACCAGGCACAGUGGCUGGCAGAGAGGGUUCACUUCAUGGUUAAGCCAGUUAAAUAAAUUAAUCUAGAAGCAGGAUGCUUAAAGCUGUAAUUUCUCAUUGCCUUUUUUUUUAACCAAAAGUGAGCAGAGCUCAAGAGGAAGAAUGGUAAGCAGUAGGAAAAAGAAUAUCUUAUGAUUACUUCAAAUAGAUUUUUAUUGCUUUUUCUCUUCCCAGAGGAAGUUCCUUACCCAUUUCAAUUUUUGAUGUCUAAAAGUAUUGAACAUUUCUAAGCCCAGUGAAGCAUUUGCCCAAACAUCAUCCAAACAUAAUUAAUCAGGAAAACAACUUCCCUUAUUUCUGUCCCUUUGCAUAGCUGUGCACUACACAGGUGCUCAGAGUAGUUGACCACAUUUACCCCCACAGCCCCCCGUGUUAUGAGAGUCCUUGGUUUGAAUGGAAAUUAAACACAAGACCAAAUCUGUGCUUUGUAUAAUAAACCUAAAUACUCUGAGAAUGCUAGAGACCAGUAUCACUUUUGUCCUUCAUUCUUUCACUUUUCCAGUGUUGUUUACUAGAUGCCAACAGUGCCCUAGUCUUUCUGGGCAUCAAGAGUAAGAUACCUACUAGCCUAACACCCUCAUUCCUUGUCUCUAGUCCCAACUCUUGUCUCCUUAAACUAUGACAGUGCCUAACACUGUAUACAUAUCCAAUAAGUCCUACAAAGAUCAAGGAUGAGCCCCUGGCAUUUACAAAGUGACUAAUCUAUCCUAGGCUACAUCUCACCCUCUCUUUUUAUUCCCACAGCAAUCCUAGACUAUGAUGAAUAUUCCCAUUUUCCAGAUGAGAAACUUGGUGUGUAAUAUGUGCAACUCUCAGGCAGAGCUAGGAUUUAGAUUGGGCUCAUCUGCCUCUGGGCUGCACAUCUUCACCUUCACAGGGAGUUGAACAUGUACAUUCCAUCAAGUCCAUGAAGGGACAAAUGAGGCAAAAGUGGGAGCAGCAGACUUGAGAAGAAGCUGGUUUUGAGGAUGAAGGAGCAGAGUAGCCACCAGAAGUUGGAGCAUUGGCAUCGGCCCACAUCCUGCCCCACCCCUGGUUACACAAGCAAGUAAAUGUCCUUACUCUGAACCAUUUCAAUUGACACUUGGCUAUUUGCAACAGAAAGCACCAGGCAAGCUGGGCCUGGGUGCCUUUACCCACUACUACCUCUUCUGUUUACUAAUUAUUUACAAAUUGCUUUUCUCCAGGAUAAUAUUCUUUAAUGAAAUUUGAAUUGAUAUUACCACACACCAGAUGGAAAUUAAACUAUCAGUAUAUGGACUUUCUGAUUAUUAAAAGUAUAUCCACA
Molecule: messenger RNA, 3882 nt
Organism: Heterocephalus glaber (naked mole-rat)
Lineage: Eukaryota; Metazoa; Chordata; Mammalia; Rodentia; Bathyergidae
Gene: Cdk8
Product: cyclin dependent kinase 8
Biological process (GO): protein phosphorylation
Cellular component (GO): nucleus
Molecular function (GO): protein serine/threonine kinase activity; ATP binding
Source: RefSeq, a predicted model, not a curated record